Molecule: messenger RNA, 702 nt
Organism: Symbiodinium sp. CCMP2592
Lineage: Eukaryota; Dinophyceae; Suessiales; Symbiodiniaceae
Source: the annotation of a GenBank genome assembly
AUGUCCAUGGUGGAGGACCUUUGCAAGAGCUUGGUUGUGGCAGCCGCUGUGGUCGAGAACGAGGCCAUUGAGCGUGACCGUGCCGGUGAUGUGCCGACAGCCCUGAAGAAGUACGAGGAAUGUCAGGGACUCCUUGCCCGUGCCAUCGCCGCGGCGCUGCCCACGCACCCGGAGGUUCAUGCGGUCUUUUGCGUCCCUUACAAGAGUGGCGGACAUCUCUCAGUGCUCGCGUGCUCUGACUGUGGGACUGAGCAGGUGGCAAACGAUGCCGGGCCUGAGUGGGUUGAGAAAUGUGAGAGCUGUUUCGAGAAGACCGGUGGAAUGAAGCAAAUGGCGGCUGUGGCCGCAGUCGGCGCUGUCGGCGGUGCAGGGGUCUUGGGCAGUACCCUUGGCUGCUUCGUGACAGUGGGCGCUGUCGGCGGAGCUGCAGCCGCUGGCAUGGCUGCAACGCGUUCAGACAAGAUUGGUGAUGCUGCGCGCGGGGUUGGCUCCAUGGCACUCAAAGGCGUCGACAAGGCACGUGAGAUCGACCGCGAGCACGACAUCACAGGAAAGAUGGCGCACGCUGGGACAAAGGCUGUCGAAACAGCAUGCACCAUCAAUCAGCAGUACGGCAUCAUGGACAAGGUGUGUGUCGUCUCGAAGAAGCGAUCCAAACCCCACGCCCCGUCUGAGUGUGAUUAUCGAGAGGCGGUAGCUUGA